GGGACUUGCGAUGCGGGUGGGAGAGAGGUCGCCUUCCUCAUUGCUUCAACUUCCAAAUUCUGCAACCCCACGCCUAUACAUAUAUUUUCUCUAAAAAUUCACCCAUUUUGUCCCCUCCCUUCAUUCAUAAUUCCACCUCCAUAUCUCGUAUUUAAGCAUUCAGAGGCAUAUCACCUCCCCAUGCCUAUCCUCUCUCUUUCUGCCUGUACAUAACACCCAGAGAACUUGAAAAGUCUAACCAUCUUCACUUUCUUUUUCUUGGCACAUUAUUAAGGUUUAUGCCUGGAUUAGCUAUGGAUGCUGUAUAUGGGGUUGGUGAGGCAGAGCACGAAUCCAGUGGCAGCCACGCAUCAAAUCAGGAAGGGUAUACCCAGCAAGGCUCUCCAAGAAGUUCAUUGAGUUCACAAAGUGCUCAAAGUGACUCCAUUUAUCUUGCUGCUGAUGGUGCGAUCGACACCUCUAUCGAGCAGCUGUAUCACAAUGUCUGUGAGAUGCAGAGCUCUGAUCAGUCACCCUCGAGGGCCAGCUUUGUGUCAUACGGGUGGGAAUCAAGGAUUGAUUCAGAAUUGCGUCAUCUUGUUGGAGCUAGUGUGGAAUUUGAGGUAACAAAGGAGGUGCUCACAGAAAAUAAGCAGAGUAAUGGAGGGGACUUGACCCCAGAGAAAGAAAACGGGUCCAUGACUAAAAAGUCAACCAAGAAGGCUAAGACUCGAUCCGCGAGUCCUAAGCAGCUUCCGCGCUUGCAAAUGGACCCUGGAGCAUUAGCAAAAUCAAGUACUCGGAGUAAAUCUUCACAUGAGAGGUCUCCAAUUGAUAAGAGGUAUGAGAAGAAUUCAAGUAAAAUAAAUGCAAUUUUUGCCAUUAAAAAGCAGAGAAAUGUUGCUUUACUUGGAGCAAAAUUUCAGGAUGGAUUUGAGGAUCCUCUUGAGGCAGGACUAGAUAACCCAGACCUUGGCCCGUUCUUGCUUAAACAAAGUAGGGGUAUGAUCUCUUCUGGUGAAAAUCCUCAGAAAGCUCUUGAGUUGGCUCUUCGGGCAUUGAAGUCUUUUGAGAUAUGUGCAAAUGGGAAGCCCAGUUUGGGGCUGGUCAUGUGUUUGCAUGUUAUAGCAGUAAUAUACUGCAGCUUAGGCCAAUACAACGAAGCAAUUCCGGUUCUCGAGCGCUCAAUUGACAUCCCUGUGAUAGAGGAUGGCCAAAAUGAUGCGCUAGCUAAGUUUGCUGGAUGCAUGCAGUUAGGUGAUACUUAUGCAAUGCUUGGUCAGAUUGAGAAUUCAAUUCUGUUGUAUACAGCAGGUCUUGAAAUCCAAAGGCAAGUAUUGGGAGAAACAGACCCUCGAUUUGGUGAGACGUGUCGCUAUAUAGCAGAGGCCCAUGUUCAAGCAUUGCAGUUUGAUGAGGCCGAGAAGCAUUGCCAGAUGGCUCUUGACAUCCACAGUGAGAAUGGUUUUCCUGCUUCUCUCGAAGAAGCAGCAGAUAGGAGGCUCAUGGGACUGAUCUGUGACGCAAAGGGAGACUAUGAAGCUGCUCUUGAGCACUAUGUUUUAGCAAGCAUGGCCAUGUCAGCCAAUGGCCAAGAUAUAGAUGUGGCUUCAAUUGAUUGCAGCAUUGGAGAUGCGUAUCUAUCCUUGGCUCGGUAUGACGAAGCAGUCUUUUCUUAUCAAAAAGCAGUCACAGUCUUUAAAUCAGCAAAAGGAGAGAAUCAUCCCGCCGUUGCCUCAGUUUUUGUGCGUUUGGCUGACUUGUACCAUAAGAUCGGGAAGUUCAAGGAAUCUAAAUCCUAUUGUGGAAAUGCACUUCGAAUCUAUAGAAAGCGAAAUCCAGGGAUCCCCUCAGAAGAGAUUGCUAGUGGUCUUAUUGAUGUUUCAGCUAUCUAUCAAUCCAUGAAUGAAUUGGAACUGGCACAAACGCUACUCAAGAAGGCUUUAAAAAUAUUUGGUGAUGCCCCUGGUCAACAAAACACAGUUGCAGGAAUUGAGGCCCAGAUGGGGGUCAUGUAUUUUAUGAUGGGGAACUACUCCGAAUCUUACAACUCCUUGAAAAGUGCCAUUUCGAAAUUUCGGGUGAGUGGAGAGAAGAAAUCUCCACUGUUUGGGAUUGCUCUUAACCAAAUGGGACUUGCCUGCGUGCAGCGCUAUGCAAUAAACGAGGCUGCAGAUUUUUUUGAAGAAGCAAGGAGUAUUCUGGAAAAGGAAUAUGGGCCAUAUCACCCCGAUACACUAGGGGUCUAUAGCAAUCUUGCUGGCACUUACGACGCAAUGGGCAGGCUGGAUGAUGCCAUUGGAAUUUUGGAACAUCUCGUUGGCAUGAGAGAAGAGAAGCUUGGAACGGCAAAUCCCGACGUGGAUGAUGAGAGGCGGAGGUUAGCAGAGUUGUUGAGAGAAGCAGGCAGAGUCCGGAACAGGAAAACCAUAUCACUGGUUGCACUGCUUGACACCAACCCUGAGAUCAUAAAUGACAAUGGUAUUAUGGUAUUGUAAUGAUGAUUGGUGUACAUAUGCUUCUUUGUAAAAUAUCUUUCACAAGAGGGUUUAGGUGUGGUUGUUUUGUUAGAUUGGUGUUUGACAAAUUGGGAAAAAUAAUCAAACAAUAAUAGGAGCUAGGAGGAGAUUCUCGUUCAAAUUGUUUACUCAAGUAUCAGGUGUCAACAGAAGUCGCAUUCAUAUUUUCUUGCACAUUAA
Molecule: messenger RNA, 2678 nt
Organism: Juglans regia (Persian walnut)
Lineage: Eukaryota; Viridiplantae; Streptophyta; Magnoliopsida; Fagales; Juglandaceae
Product: protein KINESIN LIGHT CHAIN-RELATED 2-like
Exons: 3
Coding region: 279-2477 (732 amino acids)
Molecular function (GO): protein binding
Source: RefSeq, a predicted model, not a curated record